AUGACGACACAGGACCCAGGACCCGCACCCCUGCGUCUCCCGGCCAUCCUCCAGAACCCCCAGUCAAAGACCCAGCGCCAAGUAGAGGCAUUCAACUUGCAACAGCGCGAAAAAGUCGCCGCCAGACGCGAUGCCGCACGUAACAAGGAAGAAGACAUUGUCGGCAGCAAGCGCGGAAAGCGUGUCGUCAGGCGCAUGAACAAUGCGACCUUUCUCGACAACCCGCACGCCGUGGCCCCCAAGCGCGGCGACCUCGUCCCCUCUGUCCCGCUCCACCACCACCCGCUCCGCCCGUCCUUUCCCUCGGACGCCAUUGCGCGCAGCGAGGCCAUCCCAGCCAUCACCGCGCAGCGCGCCGACCCAUUCGCUCCCUCGUCGCAGGCAGGCGCAUUCUCCACUUCGCUCCGGGGCACGCGCCAGCUGCUCCGUCGCCGUGGCCGCCGCGCCGAGGUCCUGGUCCCCAUUGUCGAGGACGCGGUGCGCGCCUGGCUCGGUGGGGAGUAUGCGCUCGCGGGGGAAGACGAUGUGGCGUGGCACGUCGUGGACGCUACGCCGGUCGAGACGGGCGCGGGCGCCAGUGCCGGCGGCAGCAGCAGCAGUGGCAGUGGCAGUGCGGCUGGACCGAGCAGGCGUAUGCCCGCCCAGCACCAAGUGCGCGCCGCGCUGCCCGGCCUCCCAGUCACGAACGGCACCGUCCCCGCGGUCCUGGAGCUGUCCCGGUCCGCAGGCCACAUCACCUGGGCCGUCCCCGACUCGUUUGACCGGCUGGUCGUGCACAUGGUCGCGCGGUACUAUGAGCUCGUGUCAUGGAGCGAGGACCAGACGACCCUCACAGGCGAGACGGUCCGGCUGACGCACCUCGUCCGCCCGGCGUUGGUCAAGGCCAAACCUCCACCCGCGUCGCAUGCCCUGCUCACGCCCGAGACGUCAGACGUGUCGGGCCACUCGGCGUCUGAGUCGGGCACCGAGCACAGCUCCACAGACACGGGCGACGACACGGCCACCGAAAUGGGCGAUCACACAGAUACCGAGGGAUACGUCCAUGUGUCUGGUGCCGGGGCCAAUGGUGACAGCUCGGACACGGACGGGGAAGGGGACGGGGACAGGACGUUCCGGUCCCUCACUGAACGCUUCGGCGUUGGCCAUGACGACGACGAUGACGACGAGGAGGAAGGCGCCAACACGUCCCUGUCGUCGCGGUUCGGCACCCUCGACCUGGACUCGAACACGGACACAGACUACCGCCUCGGCCCCGGCCUCCACCGCACGCACUCGCACGGCUCGUCGGCGUACGCGUCCGACGAGGGCGGGUCCGAGGCCGGCCUGGAGACGAGCGUGUUUACGCUGGCGUCGGCCUCUGCCGCAGACCCAAAUUCGCCCGUGGCGACAUACGCUGCCCUGCCAAGUCUUGGCGAGGGGGCACACUAUGCUCCGCGGCGCCUGGGCGAUGGCGCCGGCGCCGACUGGUCUGACAAGCCCACGUUCUUCGAGUUUGUCUAUGGCGAGUAG
Molecule: messenger RNA, 1509 nt
Organism: Apiotrichum porosum
Lineage: Eukaryota; Fungi; Basidiomycota; Tremellomycetes; Trichosporonales; Trichosporonaceae
Exons: 4
Coding region: 1-1509 (502 amino acids)
Molecular function (GO): nucleic acid binding
Source: RefSeq, a predicted model, not a curated record